Caenorhabditis auriculariae is the source of this 849-nucleotide messenger RNA. Lineage: Eukaryota; Metazoa; Nematoda; Chromadorea; Rhabditida; Rhabditidae. The record is from the annotation of a GenBank genome assembly.
AUGCAGAGUAAUUACCAUUAUGGUCUUGACAAUCCAUUCGCAAACAUCAUUCAAGAAGAGAAGAGUCACCGCUUCUUUAAACUUCAUAUUCAAGUAAACUAACCAUUUUAAAUGAAAUUUUUAAAAAUCUCAGUGAUUUAGACAUGGGUUUAUAUCCAUUCGGCAGUAAGUAUGGUCACGUCUUUGAUGGGAAUAACAGUCGGAAUUCUUUUUCUCGUUUCUCCAGACUGGCACGAAAAGUUUUACCUCUACAAGCAGACCCUUGCUGUGAGUUUUUUACAGUGAAUUCUCGAAAAGACUGGGCUUUAUUUUUAGUUUUAAAGCUGAAGAAGUUUCUUUUCCCAAUGAGAAUCGAAGUUGUGAGCUUUCAGUAUCUCCGGAGAGCAGAUCCUUUGCGGUACUGGCUUUUCUACAAGAUCUUCUUUUUUGCCUGGAUUUUCGUUCACCUCCUUCACCUCGCUUCUAUAAUCGUCACAGUCGUCGCUGUGCAGGUGAGCUCAAAAACAGUUGAGGAAACAGAGAGUUUCAGAAAACCAGUACGGCGCUGCUCAAACCUCAGCUGCUGGUGCUCAUUUUGCUCAUCGGCCUGUUGAUUCUGGGCCUUUCGGGUCUGAUAGUAAUAAGUGUUACCGGCUCCAGACCGACAUGGCUUUCGAUAGUAAUUGUUUUAUUUUUCUUUGUUGUUGGAGGGUAAGUACCAUUUCUCUUAUUGCUGUACAGGAACUAUCUCUUAGAACGAACUUAUCUCUGGUCGUGAUUUACCACAAAUUUCUGGACGACAAAAUGGCCGCUCUUCGUGAACUUCUGGGUAAUGGGAAGUCGGUCCACUUCAAAGACAGCUCUUCAUGA